UUGGAUGGGUCGAGUGGGAUCACUGCUUGGGAAAUGAUGGAAGAGAAGAAAACGACGAAGCUAAUGGUGGACUCUGGGUUUUCAAGUGUUAUUGUAGCUGCAGAUCAAGAGGUGGAAGAGAUAAUCAAAACUACAGAGAACCGUGAGUCCGUGGAUCUGGAAGCAAGUUCGGGUCAGAUAGGCGACAAUGUGGUUCUGCGAAAGCUGCUUCGGGGUCCAAGAUAUUUUGACCCUCCAGAUAGUAGUUGGGGAGCAUGCUAUAAUUGUGGCGAGGAAGGUCAUGCUGCUGUAAACUGUACAGAAGCGAAGCGGAUGAAACCGUGCUAUGUAUGUGGUGGUUUGGGACACGUUGCAAAGCAAUGUACUAAGACGAAUUGCUAUAUCUGUAAGAAAGGUGGCCACCGUGCCAAAGAUUGUCCAGAGAAGCACAUGUCGGCACGUGUUCCUAAAAGCUUAACGGUGUGCUUGAAGUGUGGGAAUUCUGGGCAUGAUAUGUUUUCAUGCAGGAAUGAUUAUUCACCGGAUGAUCUCAAGGAGAUUCAAUGUUAUCUCUGCAAGACAUUUGGCCAUUUGUGCUGUGUCAAUACUGCUGAUGCAAUACUGGGAGAAAUUUCUUGUUACAAAUGUGGUCAGAUGGGUCAUACUGGUUUGAUCAAUAAAAGUGUUCCGAUCUCAAAGACAAGCUCGAGUACCACGUACUAAAUCCAGCAACAUUACGUGGAUAAAAGUGCAGUGUCCUCUACAGCGCAACGGUAUCGAUUGCGGAUACUUUGUAAUGAGGUUUAUGAGGGAAAUCAUUAAUAUGAAUCAAAUAGAGAUUCCAAUCACGUACUUUGAUGAAUACAAGUGUGCUCAUUACACGAGACUGCAGUUGGAACAAAUCAAGGAGGAAUUGUGUCAAUAUUUUAUUGAGAAAA
Messenger RNA from Lathyrus oleraceus (garden pea), 917 nucleotides. RefSeq names its product zinc finger protein GIS2. The transcript has 8 exons. Gene Ontology annotation, molecular function: zinc ion binding; nucleic acid binding. NCBI's taxonomy places the organism in Eukaryota, Viridiplantae, Streptophyta, Magnoliopsida, Fabales, Fabaceae. Bases 34 to 702 code for a protein of 222 amino acids. The record is from RefSeq and is a predicted model, not a curated record.